Molecule: messenger RNA, 683 nt
Organism: Larimichthys crocea (large yellow croaker)
Lineage: Eukaryota; Metazoa; Chordata; Actinopteri; Sciaenidae
Gene: bsnd
Product: barttin CLCNK type accessory subunit beta
Exons: 3
Coding region: 153-518 (121 amino acids)
Biological process (GO): chloride transport
Cellular component (GO): basolateral plasma membrane
Molecular function (GO): chloride channel regulator activity
Source: RefSeq, a predicted model, not a curated record
ACACACACACAUGCAAUUUUAUACCCUGCCCAGGCUGUCUGCAGGCUAUAAUAACCAGCAGAGUGGAACCCUGAACUGUGCUUUCUCCACCCUCACCUUCAAGUCCUCACAGAGCAAAUCUCUACUCGUUGCACACAAACACGGUUGCAGCGAUGGUCGAAGGGAAACCGUAUCGGUACGGGUUGAUAGCGGCGGGGUUUUGUGUGGUGACAGUCGGCCUCUUUGUCAUGACUCAGGAGCGACCGCACAUCUACGCCACAAUCUGCGUACUCGGCGUCACCAUGGUGUGUGUCGGGACUGUGUGGAGCCUCUGCCAGUGCUAUCCCAAGGUAAUUUUGGCUUCUGAGAUACAGGAGGAAAGUCUAGAGAAGCUAGUGUGUACUCCUGCUGGGGCACAACACAAGAGGCAUGCUGAGGCUCCGCCGGGUUUCUGCAACCAAAAGUGGAGUAACAGGAGACUUCUUCCUCAAACCCAGAAGAGUCGGUGUCACAGCUGUCCCGCGCUGCACCUGGUCUAAAUGAUGGCAUCGCUCCCACAUGAUGCUGUUUGAAUGUGUGUCUUUCUAAUGGAAGUGACUGAUCAUGUGUCAACAGUUUGUGUCCGUGUCAAUAAAGUUGAAUGUGUGUUGCGUGGUAGUUCCAGAAGAUGGCACUAUUUACUACAUGAAGGAGUGUGUUUGCGU